This is a messenger RNA of Phycomyces blakesleeanus NRRL 1555(-), 414 nucleotides long. RefSeq lists its product as hypothetical. The annotation marks the transcript as partial. The transcript is spliced from 2 exons. NCBI's taxonomy places the organism in Eukaryota, Fungi, Mucoromycota, Mucoromycetes, Mucorales, Phycomycetaceae. The record is from RefSeq and is a predicted model, not a curated record. Gene Ontology annotation, molecular function: protein binding.
GAAGAAGAACAGCAAAAAUUCGUGUCCAAGCAACCCACCGACAUUAUCAUACCAUCAUAUGCCGCUUGGUUUGAUAUGACACAAAUUAAUGAGAUCGAAGAACGUUUUAUGCCAGAAUUCUUUAAUAACAAGAACAAAUCAAAGACCCCAAGUGCAUACAAAGAUUAUAGAGAUUUUAUCAUAAACACUUAUCGUAUGAACCCUCUCGAAUAUUUGAGUAUUACUGCCUGUAGACGUAAUCUUAUCGGUGAUGUAUGUUCGAUCAUCCGUGUCCAUGCAUUUCUCGAACAAUGGGGAUUGAUUAAUUACCAAGUUGAUCUUGAGGCAAAGCCAUCCAACAUCAUUCCUGCUUUUGAUUCACAGUACAAAAUUAUUUCUGAAGACCCACCAGCCGAACAUCCAAUUGUCGACGAA